AAACCUGAAGAUGUGCACAUGGCUUGGGGGAUGCCAACAGAUUCCAGCGAUUCAGGGUUCACAAGUUUCUACAAGGACGACAGCUCGGUCCUUGACAACACGACUCCAUCCCCCUCCACUUCGGCGGUAAAGACGUCCGAUUCUCCGAGUAUGCCAGCGUUCUACGAGGGACGGACCUCUACUGUCACUUUACACCCGCAUAUUGAAGAAGCAACAACAGACAUCAAGGAUUGCACCAAGAAAGGCUGCAAACAUGGAUACUGUGUGAACCAAGAUGACGGAUACAAAUGUACCUGCCCACCUGGAUGGACUGGACACGACUGUAAGCAAGACAUAGAUGAGUGUACCGAAAAUAGUUGCGGACAUGGAAGCUGUGAGAAUGAAGACGGUGGAUACAAAUGCACCUGCUCACAUGGAUGGACUGGACAGAACUGUCAGCGUUCAAAAAGGAAGGAGAAAGAGACGGAGAAAAAGGAGAAAAAGAGAGAAAUGAUGAAAGCACGAAAGAGGGCAAGAAAGAAAAGAAAAAACUAGACAGGUAACAUUUGUGUACCUGAUACAGCAUGCUGUGUAUUUCACUGCCAGAAAGGCUCGUAGCUGGGUUUUCAUUCCUAACGUUAUUGUUUACAAGGUUUGCAACUACAGUGCACAUGGCGUCCUGGCAAAAUAUAACUGCCAAAUUCUAUGCUCCUCACUUCAGACAUGAUUGAAAAGCUCUUGCAUACAUUUCAAACGUUACCUGCAGGCCCCAAUAUGUAAAAGAAACAGUAUGUUUCUGUCAAUCUGUGCGG
Messenger RNA from Branchiostoma belcheri (Belcher's lancelet), 791 nucleotides. Its product is annotated as neurogenic locus notch homolog protein 2-like. The record is from RefSeq and is a predicted model, not a curated record. The transcript has 3 exons. NCBI's taxonomy places the organism in Eukaryota, Metazoa, Chordata, Leptocardii, Amphioxiformes, Branchiostomatidae. Bases 19 to 534 code for a protein of 171 amino acids. Gene Ontology annotation, molecular function: calcium ion binding.